AUGAAGAAGACUCUCUCGAAGCUUAAACGAUCCCUCCGACCGUCCACCUCCGCUCCAGAUUCAGCCCCUAGCUCAUCUCGACUACCGACGACAGCUGAAGUCGGGCCACCCGAGAUCAACCCCCAGUCACAACGGGAGGCUUCUCCCGUAAAGACUCCCCGCAACUCUUCGGCUCAAGGUCAUGCGUAUCUAGAGAAUCUCCCUCCUGAAAUUCGACGGUACCUUCUAUCCAGUCUGGAAUGGGAAGAGCUAGAUGUCUUGGUCCACGCAUCUCCCGUCUUUCAUCAGCAGUAUGUACUAGAUCGCCGUAUGUUCCUUUCUCAAUCCCUGGAAGACAUCCUACAAAACGUCCCAGUGGAGGCUUCUCUCGUGUAUCAAUCCAGUUCGCUCGGAUUUGCAAAAGCUCGCGACGGUGGAACAGUCGCCCUGCUCCUAGAAUCAUAUCAGGAUCGUCGCACUAAGCCCCAGCCUCUGGAUCUCACCGAUCGAAUCUCUCUAGAUGAGCUUUCCGCUCAAGUAAAAUUCUAUUUCUUUGUGAUCAAGCCUCUACUACGACGGUAUGCUAGUUCGGCUCUGGAUAGUCUGACCGAAGUGAGCGAUAUCCCGCAUCAACACACUACUCUAAGCCGGUCCGAGAAAACACGAAUUGUCCGUGCUCUGUAUCGCUUUCAGCUCUGUUGCAAUCUCUUCGGCGUGGGAAAUCACAAGGACUUCAGCUUACGCCGCCUCGAAUACGAGACUAAUAGCGAUCUUAUGAGCACGUUCAUGGGUAUGUUCGAGCCUUGGGAAGUUGAGGAAAUUGCCUGCAUCGAGGCUUUCUCGAGAUAUAACUAUAAUCGAAUAUUUGAUGACAUCCAGUGGGAUCUCAACCCGGAGAAUCCCAGAUUCGCCGAUCAUCCACGACCGCCCACCCCACCGGGGGCAUUUGAGUUAGAUGACGGCUGGACAAGAUCGACUCUUUUGCAAGGAGUCAUCUCCCGGGGGCUCGACCCGCUUCAUUCCGUUCUCUUCAAGGCCAAAACCCACUCGCAAUUGGUUUCAACAAUGCAAGAGUCUUUAACGUGGGGUGGGAGUGGAUUCCUUGUGGAUGAUGCCUUCGGUACAGGAUCACAGUCGAAGCGACGCAGCGAGCAGCGCUGGAGUCGGGAUGUGAAAGAAGAGCAACGCGAUCCACUACCUUUCGAGGGUGAUCAGGUUACAGAUGCCAACAGCUCACACCCACCACUUGCCUGGACCCUGAUCUGGCGAGGAACCUACAGUAAUCUGUACGGUGCAUAUGUCCCGGAUCCCAUGCGCCGCUGGGGAUACAUCAUGUGGGAUCAGUCGCGGCUUGAGGAAACAGGCGCGAAGGAGGUCUUAGCUCGUCAAUGGGCAGCUGAGUGGGGUUCCCAUGAUCCGCGAGACUCCACUUACUACUACUAG
Molecule: messenger RNA, 1422 nt
Organism: Penicillium macrosclerotiorum
Lineage: Eukaryota; Fungi; Ascomycota; Eurotiomycetes; Eurotiales; Aspergillaceae
Exons: 2
Coding region: 1-1422 (473 amino acids)
Source: RefSeq, a predicted model, not a curated record